UAGGGCGCAAGGCCUGCUGGGAAGAUGGCGGCUUCGGCCAUGGCCGCGGUGCUACCUUGUCGGAAGUGGUCUUGGCCUGCCCCCUCCUGCGACCUCUUCCACCGUGUCUUCAGCACCUGGAUUGCACGGAAACGGGACCGAGCCCCAAGGUGGCUCCCAGAUUGCAGACAAAAGACAUCACCACUCUCUUUUCUUAGUCGACCAGAACUUCCUAACCUUGCUUAUAAGAAGCUAAAAGGCAAAAGCCCAGGAAUUAUCUUCAUCCCAGGCUUUCUUUCUGAUAUGAAUGGUACAAAAGCAGUGGCAAUUGAGGACUUUUGCAAAUCUCUAGGUCACGCCUAUAUAAGGUUUGAUUACACUGGAGUUGGAAAGUCAGAAGGGGACUUUAAAGACUGCACAGUGGGAAAAUGGAGAAAAGAUGUUCUUUCUAUAAUUGAUGAAUUAGCUGUAGGACCACAGAUAUUAGUUGGAUCUAGCCUCGGUGGUUGGCUUAUGCUUCAUGCUGCCAUCGCUCGGCCAGAAAAGGUAGUUGCUGUUAUUGGGAUCGCUACAGCCGCAGAUGCGCUAGUGACACAGUUUAACCAGCUUCCUUUUGAGGUGAAAAAGGAAAUAGAGAAGAAAGGCAUGUGGACCUUUUCAUCAGAAUACAGUGACGAAGGAGUUUAUAAUAUCCAUUACAGUCUUAUUAAAGAAGCAGAAUACCAUUGCUUGCUACAUAGCCCCAUUCCUGUGAAGUGCCCUGUAAGAUUGCUGCAUGAGAUGGCCAACCGGGGUCCGAGCUACGGCUUAAGCCGAGAGGUGCAGGAGAAGAUCGAGCAGAAGUACGACGCGGACCUGGAGAACAAGCUGGUCGACUGGAUCAUCCUGCAGUGCUCCGAGGACAUCGAGCACCCGACCCCCGGCAAGGCCCAUUUCCAGAAAUGGUUGAUGGAUGGGACGAUCUUGUGCAAGCUGAUAAACAGUUUAUACCCACCAGGACAAGAACCCAUUCCCAAGAUCUCAGAGUCCAAGAUGGCUUUCAAGCAGAUGGAACAAAUAUCCCAUUUCCUAAAGGCUGCAGAGAUUUAUGGUGUCAGAACCACUGACAUUUUUCAGACAGUGGAUCUCUGGGAAGGGAAGGACAUGGCAGCUGUGCAGAGGACACUUAUGGCCCUAGGCAGCGUGGCAGUCACCAAGGAUGACGGCUGCUACAGAGGAGAGCCGUCCUGGUUUCACAGGAAAGCCCAGCAGAAUCGGAGAGGAUUUUCAGAGGAGCAGCUUCGCCAGGGACAGAAUGUAAUUGGCCUCCAAAUGGGCAGCAACAAGGGAGCCUCCCAGGCAGGCAUGACCGGGUAUGGGACGCCCAGGCAGAUCAUGUAAGAAGUCACUUCCUGCCCUCCAAGUAGAGAGGAUGAGUGUUCCACACCACAGUGUCCAUGAUAAAGAAAUAGUUAGUCACCUUGUGAUCUUCCUCCAAGCUUCCUGUCCCUGGUUUUUGCAACUGCUACCUUUCUGCUAACAACCCAC
Molecule: messenger RNA, 1506 nt
Organism: Suncus etruscus (white-toothed pygmy shrew)
Lineage: Eukaryota; Metazoa; Chordata; Mammalia; Eulipotyphla; Soricidae
Product: palmitoyl-protein thioesterase ABHD10, mitochondrial-like
Exons: 9
Coding region: 25-1359 (444 amino acids)
Biological process (GO): protein depalmitoylation
Cellular component (GO): mitochondrion
Molecular function (GO): protein binding; palmitoyl-(protein) hydrolase activity; hydrolase activity, hydrolyzing O-glycosyl compounds
Source: RefSeq, a predicted model, not a curated record